Molecule: messenger RNA, 5933 nt
Organism: Fukomys damarensis (Damara mole-rat)
Lineage: Eukaryota; Metazoa; Chordata; Mammalia; Rodentia; Bathyergidae
Gene: Lamc1
Product: laminin subunit gamma 1
Exons: 29
Coding region: 1-4920 (1639 amino acids)
Molecular function (GO): extracellular matrix structural constituent
Source: RefSeq, a predicted model, not a curated record
AUGCGGCCCAGCCCAAUGGCCGCCAGUAGCAACACUGCCAGGGAAGCCCUGUUCCUCCCACUGGUGUGCACCUCCACCCACAGCCUCUCCGUGGCCCAAGGGCCCAGCGCCAGUCUGCCAGUCGCCAGUUGUCAGCUCGCUCCCCUCCUGCCCAGGGUGGGGGAGUGGGGGAGCACCCAGGAAAGAAAGCGGGCGGCCAUGGACGAGUGCACGGACGAGGGCGGGCGGCCGCAGCGCUGCAUGCCAGAGUUCGUCAACGCCGCCUUCAACGUGACCGUGGUAGCUACCAACACGUGUGGGACUCCGCCUGAGGAGUACUGUGUGCAGACCGGGGUCACCGGGGUGACCAAGUCCUGUCACCUGUGCGACGCCGGGCAGCCCCACCUGCAGCACGGGGCAGCCUUCCUGACCGACUACAACAACCAGGCCGACACCACCUGGUGGCAAAGCCAGACCAUGCUGUCCGGGGUGCAGUACCCCAACUCCAUCAACCUCACGCUGCACCUGGGAAAAGCAUUUGACAUCACCUAUGUGCGCCUGAAGUUUCACACCAGCCGCCCUGAGAGCUUUGCUAUCUACAAGCGCAUGCGCGAGGAUGGACCUUGGAUACCGUACCAGUACUACAGCGGCUCCUGCGAGAACACCUACUCCAAGGCCAACCGUGGCUUCCUCAGGACCGGAGUGGACGAGCAGCAGGCCUUGUGCACCGAUGAAUUCAGUGACAUUUCUCCCCUCACUGGGGGCAAUGUGGCUUUCUCAACCCUGGAAGGCAGACCCAGUGCCUACAACUUUGACCACAGCCCUGUGCUGCAGGAAUGGGUAACUGCCACUGACAUCAGAGUAACUCUGAAUCGCCUGAACACUUUUGGAGAUGAAGUGUUUAAUGAUCCCAAAGUCCUCAAGUCCUAUUACUAUGCAAUCUCUGAUUUUGCUGUAGGUGGCAGGUGUAAAUGCAAUGGACAUGCCAGUGAGUGUGUGAAGAAUGAAUUUCACAAGGUGGUGUGUAACUGCAAACACAACACAUAUGGAGUAGACUGUGAGAAGUGCCUUCCUUUCUUCAAUGACCAGCCAUGGAGGAGGGCAACUGCUCACAGUGCCAGCGAAUGCUUGCCUUGUGACUGCAAUGGCCGAUCACAGGAAUGCUACUUUGACCAUGAAUUGUACCGUUCCACUGGCCAUGGUGGCCACUGUACCAACUGCCGUGAUAACACAGACGGUGCUAACUGUGAGCGGUGCCGGGAGAACUUCUUCCGCCUUGGGAACCAUGAAGCCUGCUCUCCAUGCCACUGCAGCCCCGUUGGUUCUCUCAGCACACAGUGUGAUAGUUAUGGCAGAUGCAGCUGUAAGCCAGGAGUGAUGGGUGACAAGUGUGACCGCUGCCAGCCUGGAUUCCAUUCUCUCACUGAGGCAGGAUGCAGGCCAUGCUCAUGUAAUCCUUCUGGCAGCACAGAUGAAUGUAAUGUUGAAACAGGAAGAUGUGUUUGCAAAGACAAUGUUGAAGGCUUCAGUUGUGAGAGAUGCAAACCUGGAUUUUUUAAUCUGGAAUCAUCCAAUCCGAAGGGUUGUACGCCCUGUUUCUGCUUUGGACAUUCUUCUGUCUGUACAAAUGCGGUUGGCUACAAUGUUUAUGACAUAUCUUCUACUUUUCAGAUUGGUGAGGAUGGGUGGCAUGUAGAACAGAGAGAUGGCUCAGCAGCAUCUCUGGAAUGGUCCUCUGAGAGGCAAGAUAUCUCUGUGAUCUCAGAUAGCUACUUCCCUAGGUACUUCAGUGCCCCUGCAAAGUUCUUGGGCAAUCAGGUGCUGAGUUAUGGUCAGAACCUCUCUUUCUCCUUCCGAGUGGACCGACGAGACACACGCCUCUCUGCAGAAGACCUCCUGCUUGAAGGAGCUGGCUUGAGAGUGUCUGUGCCCUUGAUUGCUCAGGGCAAUUCCUAUCCCAGUGAGACCACUGUGAAGUAUGUCUUCAGGCUCCAUGAAGCAACAGAUUACCCAUGGAGACCUACUCUUACCCCUUUUGAGUUUCAGAGGCUCCUAAACAACUUGACUUCUAUUAAGAUCCGUGGAACAUACAGUGAGAGAAGUGCUGGAUAUUUGGAUGAUGUCACCCUGGCAAGUGCUCGUCCUGGGCCUGGGGUCCCUGCAACCUGGGUGGAGUCCUGCACCUGCCCAGUGGGAUAUGGAGGACAGUUUUGUGAGAUGUGCCUCUCAGGUUACAGAAGAGAAACUCCGGGUCUUGGACCAUAUAGUCCUUGUGUGCUUUGUACUUGCAAUGGACACAGUGAGACGUGUGACCCUGAAACAGGUGUGUGCAACUGCAGAGACAACACGGAUGGUCCCCACUGCGAGAAGUGUAGUGAUGGCUACCAUGGAGACCCAACCGUGGGUACCUUCUCUGACUGCCAGCCUUGUCCAUGUCCUGGGGGCUCAAGUUGUGCUGUUGUCCCCAAGACAAAAGAGGUAGUGUGCACCAACUGUCCGGUUGGCACCACUGGUAAGAGAUGUGAGCUCUGUGAUGAUGGCUACUUUGGAGACCCCCAGGGUAACAAUGGCCCUGUGAGGCUCUGCCGCCCAUGCCAAUGCAAUGACAACAUCGACCCGAACGCAGUGGGAAACUGCAAUCGCUUGACAGGAGAGUGCCUGAAAUGCAUCUAUAAUACUGCUGGCUUUUAUUGUGAUCGAUGCAAAGAUGGCUUUUUUGGAAAUCCCUUGGCUCCCAAUCCAGCAGACAAAUGCAAAGCCUGCAGUUGUAACCCAUAUGGGACAGUCAAGCAGCAGAGGAGCUGCAACCCUGUGACCGGGCAGUGCGAGUGUCUCCCUCAUGUGUCUGGUCGAGACUGUGGUGCUUGUGACCCUGGCUUCUACAACCUGCAGAGUGGGCAAGGCUGUAAGAGGUGUAACUGCCAUGCUUUGGGUUCGACCAAUGGGCAGUGUGAUAUCCACAGUGGCCAGUGUGAGUGCCAGCCUGGCAUCACCGGUCAACACUGUGAGCGCUGUGAGGUCAACCAUUUUGGGUUUGGACCUGAAGGCUGCAAACCUUGUGACUGUCAUCCUGAGGGGUCUCUUUCACUUCAGUGUAAAGAUGAUGGUCGCUGUGAAUGCAGAGAAGGCUUUGUGGGAAACCGCUGUGACCAGUGUGAAGAGAACUAUUUCUACAAUCGGUCUUGGCCUGGCUGCCAGGAGUGUCCAGCGUGUUACCGACUAGUGAAGGAUAAGGUUGCUGAUCAUCGAGUGAAACUCCAGGAAUUAGAGAGUCUCAUAGCAAACCUUGGGACUGGGGAUGAGAUGGUGACAGAUCAAGCCUUUGAGGACAGACUGAAGGAAGCAGAGAGAGAGGUUAUGGACCUUCUUCGUGAGGCCCAGGCUGUCAAAGAUGUAGAUCAAAACUUGAUGGAUCGACUUCAGAGAGUGAAUAAUACCCUGUCCAGCCAGGUUAGCCGUUUACAGAACAUUCGGAAUACCAUUGAAGAGACUGGGAGCUUGGCUGAGCAGGCACGGGCCCGAGUAGAGAACACAGAGCAUCUGAUUGAAAUCGCUUCCAGAGAACUGGAGAAAGCGAAAGUCGCUGUUGCCAAUGUGUCAAUCACUCAACCAGAGUCAACUGGAGACCCAAACAACAUGACUCUCUUGGCAGAGGAGGCCCGAAAACUUGCAGAACGCCAUAAACAAGAAGCUGAUGACAUUGUACGAGUGGCAAAGACAGCCAAUGAUACAUCUACUGAGGCUUACAAUCUGCUUUUGAGGACCCUGGCAGGAGAAAAUCAAACAGCAUUUGAGAUUGAAGAGCUUAAUAGGAAGUAUGAACAAGCAAAGAAUAUCUCACAGGAUCUAGAAAAGCAAGCUACCCGUGUUCUUGAGGAGGCCAAGCGGGCUGGUGAAAAAGCUGUGGAGAUCUAUGCCAGUGUGGCCCAGCUGGCCCCUGUGGACUCAGAGGCCCUGGAGAAUGAAGCAAAUAAAAUAAAGAAAGAAGCUGCUGAUUUGGACCGUCUGAUUGAUCAGAAGUUAAAGGAUUAUGAGGACCUCAGAGAAGACAUGAUUGGGAAGGAAUUGGAAGUAAAGAAACUUCUGGAGAGUGGAAAAGUUGAACAGCAGACUGCCGACCAACUCCUGGCCCGUGCUGAUGCCGCCAAGGCUCUUGCUGAAGAAGCUGCUAAAAAGGGACGAAAUACUUUACAGGAAGCCAAUGACAUUCUCAACAAUCUGAAAGAUUUUGACAGACGCGUGAAUGACAACAAGACCGCUGCAGAAGAGGCGCUGAGGAGGAUUCCCGCCAUUGAACAGACCAUUGCUGAAGCCGAUGAAAAGACUCGGGAUGCACGGCUGGCCCUGGGCAGCGCAGCGGCGGAUGCCACGGAAGCCAAGAACAAGGCUUUCGAGGCCGAGAGAAUCGCGAGUGCAGUCCAGAAGAAUGCUACGAGCACCAAUGCAGAAGCGGAACAGACCUUUGCAGAAGUUACAGAUCUGGAUAAGGAAGUGAACAGUAUGUUGAGGCAGCUGCAAGAAGCAGAGAGAGAGCUGAAGAGAAAGCAGGAUGAUGCUAACCAGGACAUGAUGAUGGCCGGGAUGGCUUCACAGGCAGCUCAGGAAGCUGAUAUCAAUGCUAGAAAAGCCAAAAACUCUGUCAACAGCCUCCUCAGCAUGAUUAACGACCUCUUGGAGCAGCUGGGGCAGCUGGACACAGUGGACCUGAAUAAGCUUAAUGAGAUUGAAGGAACCCUGAACAAAGCCAAAGAUGAAAUGAAGGUCAGUGAUCUUGAUAGGAAAGUGUCAGACCUGGAGUAUGAAGCCAAGAAGCAGGAGGCUGCCAUUAUGGACUAUAACCGAGAGAUCGAGGAGAUCAUGAAGGACAUUCGCAACCUGGAGGACAUCAAGAAGACCUUACCGUCUGGCUGCUUCAAUACCCCGUCCAUCGAAAAGCCUUAGCCUUGGGAGGGCUGGAAGGCAGCAUCCCCUGACAGGGGGGCACUUGUGAGGCCACAGAGUGCCUUGACACAAAGAUGACAUUUUUCAGACCCCCACUUCUCUGCUGCUCUCCAUCACUGUCCUUUCAAACCAGGAAAAGUCACAGAGUUUAAAGAGAAGCAAGUUAUACACCCUGAACCGGGAACAAAGGGUUUGAUUUAUAAUAAAGUCUCUCUUCCACUCACAUUGCUACCUUACCCGCACUUUCCCUUUUGAUUUGCUUGAGGAUAUGGCAUCCUGCGGUGGCAUAAACACUUCGUGUGAACCCGCCAGUGCCAGGGCAGAGCAAGCAGCCCGCCACCCCUCUUGCAUCGAUACCAGCAGAACCUCCUCAGUCGCAGUACCCUUGUUUCUCUGAAGGAAAAGUUUGGCUACUAACCCUAGAAUUGUGAUGGCCAGUAUAUCCAGUUCAUGGAUUAAGAAAAUGCAUCUGCAUUUUCUGCCCUUCUCCUUUUAAGCAAAAGGAAAUAAACAUCCUGUGCCAAAGGUAUUGGUCAUUAGAACAUCAGUAGCUAUCCAUCAGUCAUGCUAGCUGUUUUGAGUAUAGGACACUGAGUCAUCCACGGGUAAGAAUGCAGUUAUUUAUGAGUCUCCAAGAGAAGCUGGCAGAAGUCAACUGAAGAUUUUCUCAUAUUAGUAAUUGACUAAGAAGAUGAACUUUUUUCAGAUCUUUGGGCAGCUGACAAUUUAAAUCUGGAUGGGCAGCUUACACUCACCAUUAGAGCAGUAGACAUCUUUUAAUAUUCUGAAGUUACACAGAAGAAACAACAGGGAUAUGAUAACCACUAAAGUUUUUCCACGUCAGACUAAUUCUUAGUUUUUUUUUUAAAGUAUGUUAGUCUUGGAACUAGUGUUGAAAUAUCUGUUAGAGAACAGUUGUUCCCUAAGAUCUGGACAAAGACAAAUGUCUAGUCUUUCCUUAGAAAGGGAUCAAACAGAUGCAAGUUGUAGUGUCAGGAUCUCAUAUAUGCUUU